Messenger RNA from Schistosoma margrebowiei, 1645 nucleotides. NCBI's taxonomy places the organism in Eukaryota, Metazoa, Platyhelminthes, Trematoda, Strigeidida, Schistosomatidae. The record is from the annotation of a GenBank genome assembly.
ACUGUCUCUAGGUCAUGGUCUUGGAAAGUGGUCUCCUAAGAAAACCGCUGGCUUCGGUUUUGGCUCACAGCCUUCGCGCAAAUCGAAUGACGAAGUGUGGCGUACAUAUAUUUGGUUGCUCCUUGCACUAAUUUUUGUGUUUAAAUAAAUAAAUAAAUUGAUUGUUUUUAUAACUAGACGCUACUUCCUAAUUAGUUGUUUAGUCAUUCAAGGUGGUUAGUGUCGUUUGCUUGGACGUAGGACGUGUGAACGUAGUCAACGUACCGACAAAAGUUAUCCAGUAUAUUUUAAUCCGUCAUUUGUCCAGCUGUUUGUCGACUUAUUUAGUGUCCAGACAGUUCAGCUAUCCAGGAUAGCCUAAAUAGAUUAACAGUCCCAAAAGGUUCUUCAAAUCACAGAUUACUGCAUUUCCUAGCAAUCCUGUAUCUAAGCCCGGGCUUGAUCAUACAUUGUAGGAAGGUAGAUUAAAUGAUGCCAUAGACGUAAACUUAGUACACACCCAGUGACACUAAGAACCAAUAGUUGAAAUGCUUCACUGCAGAUUUAAGUGCAAAGCUCGGCUCAUUUAUGUCUGCUGAAUAUUGUGUUUUGUCUUAGUAAUUUUGCUUAUCGUUACUUUUUUACAGAUAAGAUUUUUAUAUAUGUAGACAUAAGGUUUCCUGAUACACCAUUAUUCGUGUUAACCGUUUUCGUACUCUAGGUAUUUUUGAUCAUACCACCAUUAAUUAUCGGUAAUGAAUGUCUCUGUGUUGAGUUUUUAUCUCGGUCGCGUGCCAUAUAACAUUGCAUGGGAUCUUCAGAAGUCUAUUGUCAAACUACUGAAGUCUCUUGAUAAUCCUUUGGUGCAUUGUAUCUUACUUCUGGAACACAGUCCAGUUUACACUAUUGGUAUACGCCACACAGAUCCUAUGAAUGACUAUGGCGAGUAUACGAUUAAACAUCUCAAACGUCUUGGGGCUGAAUUUGUUAGUUCUGAUCGUGGAGGUUUGAUUACGUAUCAUGGCCCAGGACAACUCGUAGCCUAUCCGAUAAUUAAUCUUCGGUGUAAAUCUUUACAAGGUCGUGGUUUAAGGUGGUACGUUGGGGCUUUAGAAGAAGCCGGAAUCAAACUGUGCUCACAAUUUGGUGUGACUACAUUUGCUGGUAAGGAUUCGGAGACUGGUGUUUGGUCUGAUUCUAGGCACAAAGUUAUGGCUAUUGUUAGGUAUCCGCCAGAGCAGUUCAAUAACGUAUCAUGGGAUUGCUCUAAACUGUACCACUGAACCACUUUCAUGGCUAAGACAAAUCGUUCCUUGUGGUUUAGCUGAUCGAGAUGUUACGUGUUUGAGUGAAGCUUGUGGUAAACAAUGCACACCAAAGGAAGUGGCACCUACAAUGUCAGAUUGUCUGGUUUCAAGUCUGUUUGAAUUACAUAUGAAUGAUCAGUUUUGUGUUAAUUACCAGUUUCGAAAUGAUAUGGCGGGAGAUUGGUGUAAUUUAAUGCGAAAUGUCAACGGUGGUUAUGAAGGUUGUUCAGAAUCGUUUUCAGUCAGUAAAUCUUGGUCUUGUACAGUUAAGGAUAUCCUCUUCUCUUUACAUUCUCAUUUUAAUAACUGUACUGCUAGCAAUGCACUAUUCAAUAAUAAAUAAUGUUAUGUACGCUUUU